Fusarium keratoplasticum is the source of this 1449-nucleotide messenger RNA. RefSeq names its product HET domain-containing protein. Bases 1 to 1449 code for a protein of 482 amino acids. NCBI's taxonomy places the organism in Eukaryota, Fungi, Ascomycota, Sordariomycetes, Hypocreales, Nectriaceae. The transcript has a single exon. The record is from RefSeq and is a predicted model, not a curated record.
AUGGCUCGAAUAGGCGAGGUCAUCUGGACUGCUCGAGUAAGUGGCGAGCACGACCUUCCAGAUACCGACUUUGCACCCGGUUUGGCUUCUCCAGACGACCUGCGUCAGAAGGGAGUGGAUGUUGACGCCAUCGACUGGACCACCAUCUGGGAGAUUUGCGAGCGUCCAUUCUGGCAUCGCGUUUGGAUCAUCCAGGAACUUGUUCUUGCUAGCAACUUCUGGGAUGAUCCGACAAAGGGAUGCGUCGUUGGCUGCGGGUCAAACUGGAUGCCUUUGAUCUCCUUCAUAGGCUUCCAGUCACUGUUUGGAACAACACGUGUAUAUCAAGGCCGGAUAAACGGCCUUUCCUUCGCAACGCUACGGACACUGCUAGAGACGAGGGGUUCUCCAGCAGCCGAGAGAAUGUUGGAGGUCGUUCUCAGCUUAUCCGUCGGGUCUUCGGACGAUGCCACACUGAGCACACAGAGAUCGCUAUCCCAUCUAUUGCGGCUUGCACGCGGCUUCCAGGCUACUGAUCCCCGUGACAAGCUCUACGCUUUCCUGGGAAUUGCCGACAACCCAUUCACCACGCCAGACUAUACCCUGAGUGUGGAAGAUGUCUUCAAGAACUGGGUCAGGGGGUGCAUACAGCAAGAUCGUAACCUUGAUUGUCUACAUGGAAACAGAGCAUCAAUCAACCAGUCUGGGCCAUCCUGGCUUCCAGAGCUUUCGGGAUCGACAAAGGAGGGAUUCUCUUUCGUGGAAGAGCGAAUUCAAUAUGCCAGAUGCUCCGAGGGAGGGGAUAAUCGAGCUCAUGCAGAAGUGGCAUUUACAGAAGGCGGCAACGUGCUUAAAGCGAGAGAUGUUAGCCUUGGCAUUGUUGAACGCGUGGUAGGCCCUUUUUCUCGACUGAGCGGUCCUGAGGGUGCACUCAUCGUCACACAAGACGACUCACAGUUGACGCAACCGAAAACAUCCUUGCAGGAGCUGCAGGAACUAAUGAGGUUGUAUUUGAGCCUACCAGAGCAUGCUCAAGAGGAAACUUGGAGGGCACUGGUCAUGGACAAAGACACGAGCAACAGAAGGGAGCCGGUUUCUCCGGCGCCUGACAAUUUCCGCCGCCUAUGGCAUACGCUAAUGGCCAUAUGCGGUGUAACUGAGGCACCAGAAUCUUGGUCGAUGGAGGAUCUAGCGGGGAUCGACCAGCUGAUGGCCAGUCUUGCCACCGCUAUAUUCAUGGACCGCUGCUUUUUCGCGACGCGAGAUCUUGUUGUUGGAUUAGGGCCUUUUUCUACACGACCGGGUGAUGAAGUUGUCAUGUUGUUUGGGAGUCCUCUAUGUUUCGUUCUGACGCCUGAAAGCGAGCGGUAUCGGCUUGUUGGUGACGCCUAUGUUCAAGGGGUUAACCCUGCCACUUUGUCAAUCAAGCAUGGCAGUACAUCUGAAGCCAAGGACUUCCUGAUUGAGUAA